UUACACUUGCACCACAACAAAAAUGGAUUUGACAGCUGUAUUUUGUGUGCUUGUUUUUCUAGGAAUUGUCAGAUUUUUAAGCCGAUCUGAUCCACCAAAACUAAAUGGAGUUUAUUCACAACCAAACAAAUGGUUCUGGGUAAAAUUUAUGUUGUUUAAAGUCUUAUUAUGGUUAAGAAAACGUGAACAACACAAGAAAGUGACUGGAGAAAACGCCGGAAUGGGCAGAAAAUCGAGAAAUUCUCCAGAGGAAAUGGACAGAGUACAGGCUUUGCCAAAGGAACAUCCAAAGGCGGUAGAUGCUGUGUACCUCACGGGAAGUAAUAAGAAAGGACAGUUUCUGGUCACGGCAACUGCGAGGCGCCAUAAUAACCAUGUGCAGACCAUUGUUUUUCUACGGCUACCUGAUUUAGGAUUUCUCGAACUUCCGUCCAUGCCCGAUACCUCCCUACACGGAACCAUGGAUAACGAGUAUGCUGCUGGUGGGCUGCAUAUCCGGAUGGUUGAACCGAUGAAGAAAUGGGGUAUACAGUUUGAGGGGAAACUAAGACAAGUAUCCACUGGGAAGUUGUUGGAUGUAAAGUUUGAUCUCACGUGGAAAGCGUGCACCAAGUACUUCGAUUUCGAUACUGACCUCCAUCUCGACGUUUUAUGCGACGCUAUCGCACGUGAAAGUUGGUCUCGACAGUUCUUUGACACUUUAAAAACAAUACACCAGACCCAUUAUGAGCAGUUUGGGGACACCACUGGUACCGUGGAUAUUCAGGGACAUGGUUCAGUGCACAUUGAUAUACGAGGAGUCCGCGACCACUCAUAUGGUAAUAUUCGUAAUUGGUGCCAGCUUCACCGGUAUUGCAUCCAGUAUGCCAGUUUUCCUGAUGGAACCAACCUGUGUAUAUCAGCCAUCUCUAUGCCCGCUACUACAUCCAGAUUACACUGCGGUUUUAUAUUUUAUCCAUCUGGGGAAAUGGACCCUGUUUCUUGGCAUGAUUUAGAGUUUCAUCUUUUAGGGGAUGAUGGGACACCAUCAACCAAUUUUACUGUCAAUUUUAAAGCAGGUGGAAAAUUGAGGACACUUAAAGUUGAGGUUAUAGAAACAAGACAGUUUUACAUUGGAGAUGGUAGGGAUGCUAAAAUCUACGAGAGAUAUGCCCGCUAUUUCUUAGAUGGAAUGGAAGGAUAUGGACUCAGUGAAUGGGAAUACUGCAAUACUGAUGGUACAGAACCACAGAACAGUAUGGGAUUAAAUUACUGAUUGUAUAACCUGCACGUGACAUGUGCACGUGAAAUAUAUACUUAUCUGUGAUGCAUCAAGAACUAAGCCAGUAUUAGUGUUAUACAUUGAUUAGUGAAUCAUGACAUUAGCAUUUAGCCUGCAAGGAUGGGACUUACUUGUUAAUUGUGAGCUGCGACAGAAAUACAUUAGAAGCGAGCCUGUUAAAGAUACCCAUUCAAAUUUGGGAUUAAAACUUUUCAUACUACAUUUGAUAUAAAAUGUAAAUCUGGAAAAAUAACUAAUCAAGUUAAAACUGUAUGUUGAAUGUUGAACUUCUUUUUCAUUUCUGAAGAGUGGAAGUCAAUAUUUUUCCUUUUGAAUCAUUGUUCAUGCAUAUCACAGAUAUCCAUAGUAUAAAACUUCUAAGUUAUUUCAUUUAUAGUUCUAAGGAGAAACUCUCAAGCAAACAGUGAUAUAUUGAAUCUAUAUUUGUUUAUUGUAUCGGCCCGACAGGUAUCAAGACCUCACUGCUAUUUGUCGGAAACAGUAUCGGACCGAUGUAAUGCCAACUUUGCAAAACUGUAUCGGUCCGAUGUUGAAAUUUUAAGCCAUAUAUUUUCGAUGUUGUCCAGGUAUAUCAUUCUUGUUGGAGUUAACGAAUCACAUCCUUUUAAACAGGAAAAACUUUGUUCUGCCACAAACUUGCCAUUGUUACAGGAAGACUUGAAGCGGACACAAUGAGAUUUUAGCAGGAAUAAGAGAAAUCAGAGUUUCUAGAAUUAAAUUUUCAUUAGUGAUACAAUGAUUUUGGGCGGGGUGGGGGUUGGGGUGGGGUGGGGGUGGUUCACAUUGUCCCAUAGAUGAUGUGAAAGCACUUAAUCACAAAUAAGAUAAAAUUUUCAGUUACUUAUGGGGUUUCCUACGAAAUGUAUAAACUUCUUAAACAACGCCAAACCAAACAAAACUUACCAAAGGAACAUCCAGGGUAGUUUUGUUUUGUGAUUUCGCACUUGUCGUGAAGGGUUGGGCAAUUAUCCCAAGGUUCCCAAGCAAAGAAUCUUGCUCCGAUAGUUAUAUAUGUAUAUAGACAUCAUACUUGUGUUCUCGCCAUGUUGUUCAGUGAUCCGCAGUGUGCAACUAUGUGUACUAAAUUCUUGAAAGGGUUUAAUGUAAUUGUUUAUAAGAGAUUUUGCCCAACCCAUUUACUUUUGUUUUGUUUUAUUUUUUGUACCUAUUUGUAUGUUUAUAUAGGCAAUAAAAUAUGGUUAAAAUAA
This is a messenger RNA of Mercenaria mercenaria, 2490 nucleotides long. RefSeq lists its product as uncharacterized. NCBI's taxonomy places the organism in Eukaryota, Metazoa, Mollusca, Bivalvia, Venerida, Veneridae. The record is from RefSeq and is a predicted model, not a curated record. The coding region runs from base 23 to 1255 and encodes 410 amino acids. The transcript is spliced from 9 exons.